GCCCGGCCCCACCUGGGGCUGGUUAAACAGGUUUGAAGGCUACACACUGGGAGCGAUCGAGGAAGCGUUUUCGCAGGCUCCCGGCACGGCCGCCACGGCCUCCCCAGCCCCAUGGCCCCCCAGCUCUCUCCAAGGUGAAGCAGAAGGGACAGGAACCCGGUCCCCUCUCAACACCCCAAAACACAGGACUGUUUCUCACUGGUGCCCGCUGCGUGCCCAGCAGCUCUGAGCUCUCAUGGCUGCCGCUGACCCCAUCCUGCCCCCUGAGGAGGUGGCUUUGCUGGAGCUGGGGAAGGUGGCCCCAGACAAGGUGCCACCAGCCCCAGAUGAACCCCCAGCAGACCCUGAUGCCACCCUGCCAUGGGACCGGUGCCAGCACAGCGCCCCGAGCCAGCCAGAGCCCACAGAGACAAAGAGGCGCUCAAGCCCCGAAGGGGGCAGGGAAGACACAAAGGAGGCUGCUCUCCCCUGCCCCCCGGCUGAGGCUGAAGAUGACGAAGCCCCUGGGAUCCCCGUGACGGCAGCCCACGUCUUUGUGCCCAUCAACCCACAGUGCAUUGAGCAGAGACCCGACAAGCAGAAGAAGCAACCGGCCCCGUGGCCGCAGGAGGGCAAGGGGGGCCGCGUCCCCCACAGCGACAGCCCUGAUGGCCUCUGCCAGAAGCCAAUGUUCCUUCACACCGUCCCCUCACGCUACAGGGACCCGCUGGGCUUUGAGGGGCGAGUGGCCAAGCCGCUGGCCGAGGGGUCGCGGUGCCCGUGUGCCAGAGACUGCGGCACCGGCAACCUCAAGGCCGUGGCCUCCGUGGUGGGGGCCCUGCUCCUCUGCCCCUGCUUCAUCUACGGCGCCUACGUCUUCCUGCCUUUCGAUGCCCCGCUGCUGCCCACCAUCAGCGCCCGCCUGGUCUACACGCUGCGCUGCGCUGCCUUCGCCACCUUCCCCAUCGUUCUGGGGAUGAUCGUCAGCGGCAUCUCCCGCCUCUGCUUCUCGGCGCUGGAGCCCUUCGGGGAGCUGCAGCGGGAGGUGGAGCUCCACCGCACCUAUGUCUCCCAGUCCGUCCACCUCUUCAUCCUCUACUUCUUCAACAUGGCUGUGCUGGCCACCUACCUCCCACAGGAGGCCCUCAAGCUCAUCCCCCUGCUCACGGGGCUCUUUGCCAUCUCCCGGUUGAUUUACUGGCUGUCCUACGCCAUCGGCCGCUCCUUCCGCGCCUUCGGCUUCAGCAUGACCUUCCUGCCCCUCCUGGCCAUGCUGCUCUGGAACCUGUACAGCAUGUUCGUCCUGGAACCCGAAAACCUCCUCGCCGUGGCAGCGCCAAAGCCCGAGGAUGGCUCCAAGGCCAGAGGAGCCAAACUGCGGUACUGGGGGUGAGGGAGGCCCCGGGGAGACGGGGUGCCCGGGCUGGAGCCUUCCUCACUGCCCUGCCGUGGGAGCGCUGGAGGUGGAGGGGUCCUGGCAGAUCCCUGCCCUGACCCAGCAGGGUUUUGCUGGACCCCCGAGGUUUUGCUGAGCCCCCAAGGUUUUGCUGGACCCCCAAGGUUUUGCUGAGCCCCCGAGGUUUCGCUGGACCCCCAAGGUUUUGCUGGGCACCCAGGGUUGAUAGAAUGAAGCUGUAAACCCCUCUGCACUGGGAAUUUCCUGCAGGAGGGCAAGCAGGGCCCAGAACAAGACCCAUUGAGCCCUGUUCCAUGUUGGGAUGGGAAUUGCUGACCUCGUGCUGGAGCUGGCUUUGCCCAAUAAAGCCCUUCACCAAG
Messenger RNA from Calidris pugnax (ruff), 1755 nucleotides. RefSeq names its product transmembrane protein 79 (gene TMEM79). The transcript is spliced from 4 exons. NCBI's taxonomy places the organism in Eukaryota, Metazoa, Chordata, Aves, Charadriiformes, Scolopacidae. The record is from RefSeq and is a predicted model, not a curated record. Gene Ontology annotation, biological process: regulated exocytosis. The coding region runs from base 236 to 1372 and encodes 378 amino acids. Gene Ontology annotation, cellular component: lysosomal membrane; trans-Golgi network membrane.